CUUGCAGUAUUAAUUGAACAUGGUAUUUGCAGUUUACUGUAUUCUGGAAUCUAAAAGAUAAAAUGCAAAUUUCAGAAGACUUGGCAUACAGUCCAAAUCUUCUGAAAUCCUGUAGUCCUUACUCUUCAAGUUGGCAUUUCACUUGAAUCCAGUUUGCAAUAUUUUGCCUUUUUUAAGAUUUAAUACCAUUUGUUUUGCAAAAGGAGAGGCUAUUUAACUUGUCAGGGUUGCCUGAUUAACUCUGAGAGAUUCUGAUAGAUUGUAGCGGCAGAAAGAAAGCAGAAGAUGAGAGCCUCAAAAACUAGAUCCUGUCAUCUUUCUGUGACUCCAAAGGAGAAGGCACAGAUGCACACUGCGUGGUAGCCACUCUGUACAUUUGAGCACCCGAUUUCUCAGAAUACAGAACAACAAUUGACUUUUUUCAUCCAGCUUUUCCAACCUGGCACCAAUGUGACUUCUUUCCACCAGUGCAAAAAAACUUCAGAAAUACAAUUUGGUAUAUGAAAAUUAAAAAGCAAAUUGAUGAACUCCCUGAAGGAGCUGUGAAGCCUCCAGCAAAUAAAUACCCCAUCUUCUUUUUCGGGACUCAUGAAACUGCGUUCCUGGGGCCCAAAGACCUCUUCCCUUAUAAAGAAUAUAAAGAUAAGUUUGGGAAGUCGAACAAACGAAAAGGAUUUAAUGAAGGCCUGUGGGAAAUAGAAAACAACCCUGGAGUAAAGUUUACUGGAUAUCAGGCAAUUCAGCAACAGAGCUCAUCAGAAACUGAGGGAGAAGGAGGAAAUACAGCAGAUGCCAGUAGUGAGGAGGAAGGUGAUCGGGUAGAAGAGGAUGGAAAAGGCAAAAGAAAGAAUGAAAAAGCAGGCUCAAAACGAAAAAAAUCCUACACUUCAAAGAAAUCCUCCAAGCAGUCACGGAAAUCUCCUGGAGAUGAAGAUGAUAAGGACUGCAAAGAGGAAGAAAAUAAGAGCAGCUCUGAUGCUGGGGACGCAGGCAAUGACACAAGAAACACUUCUUCAGAUUUGCAGAAAACCAGUGAAGGGACUUAACCAACAUAAUGACUGCUGAAUAUUAAGGGAAAACACAAGAAGGUUACAUGUUUGGUUGUCUAAUAUUCUUGGAUUUGAUAUGAGUCACCACAUCUGUUCAUUAGUAUCAUCAGCAGCAUCCCAGUUUGUAUGCACAUUAUUCACAUUCCUAUCUGUUGUGUUUGCAGAAAUGACAUUUUACCCUUUUUUCUAAGGGUUACUUUACAAUAUUCAUAUUAUUUGGUUGCAUGAAGUUGCCCUUUACCAGUGGCUGAGGUUUAUGAAGAUAUCGCAUACUUGAACAUGUUUAGAUUCCUUUUCUAAACAGAAAAGGUGUAACUCCAAAUUAUAUCAUUCUAAAUCAGCAUUUUUAAAAAACAAGUAGAAACGAGUCCCUUUCAUACAAUACUACAAUCUCUUCCACCUACAAACAUAAUUUUAAAUUUCCCUGUAUCCAUACUUUCUUGAUUUUUGAUCAGUUUACAACAUAAAAGAGAAAAAUCUUUUUCAGUUGAGAUCACCACAAAGUUCAAUAAUGUAAUAAAAUACCUUUCCUUAUUAGAAGUACCUAGCUAGUUAUACUCUUAAUACUUCUCAAAAUCAUGAUGUAAUGUACACUAUCUGACUUAGUUCCUAUAUGUGAAGUUAGUGAAAGUCUUUUUGUGUUUCUUUAGAUUAAUACAAGGAUUUUUUCCAAUGCCAACACAAUUUGAAAUCAUUCAUUUGGAUGCUUUCCAUUUUUAAGCUUACUGUGAUAUAGAACCCUAUGGGAAACCAAAAGAAAACAUCAAUUUUAAUUAAUGAAAGGCUUAAAAAAGGAUGCUGUCAUUCUGGCUUUUUUUUUCCUUUUGGAAAUAGAACUAGACUAGUAAGUAAGCAUUCCAAAUCCAUUAUUCUGUGUACAUUAUUGUUGCUAUUGUGAUAAUAGAGAUUUUUAUUUAUUUUUAUGCCAGCUUUUAUUGUGGAAACAUAUUUAGUCUGGUUUUAUCAAUCCUUGUUAUGCUUGUCCUUGGAACAUCUUUUGCGUAUUCAAGGUUUGUAGUUGACGAGUUUACUGUAAAAAACUUAAAAAAAAAAAAACACAACAAAAAAACACAAAACAAAACAAAAAGAAAACAAAAAAAUGUAUUGUUUUUACAGAAUAAAUUUAUUGGAAUGUGUAUUGGGAGUAAGGUUUGAGGUUGUAAGCAACUAAGUUAGCGUCAUAUUUGGCUUCAUACGUGUAAUAAUGUGAGGUAUUAAUGUAAGUCAAGUAUUAAAGCAAAACAUUCUGUUAACAUGAGUUGACCAUAAUAGAUACAAGUGCAGGUGAGAUCUUUAUUUUUUCUGUACUUUGCCUUUUCUGGAUAACAGGAGGUUAUUAAAUUCACCUUGAAUGUA
Messenger RNA from Cygnus atratus (black swan), 2405 nucleotides. RefSeq names its product HDGF like 3 (gene HDGFL3). Gene Ontology annotation, biological process: regulation of transcription by RNA polymerase II. NCBI's taxonomy places the organism in Eukaryota, Metazoa, Chordata, Aves, Anseriformes, Anatidae. Gene Ontology annotation, molecular function: double-stranded DNA binding; transcription coregulator activity. Gene Ontology annotation, cellular component: nucleus. The record is from RefSeq and is a predicted model, not a curated record. Bases 501 to 1046 code for a protein of 181 amino acids. The transcript is spliced from 8 exons.